Molecule: messenger RNA, 5475 nt
Organism: Anarrhichthys ocellatus (wolf-eel)
Lineage: Eukaryota; Metazoa; Chordata; Actinopteri; Perciformes; Anarhichadidae
Gene: synm
Product: synemin, intermediate filament protein
Exons: 4
Coding region: 154-3195 (1013 amino acids)
Biological process (GO): fast-twitch skeletal muscle fiber contraction; intermediate filament cytoskeleton organization
Cellular component (GO): intermediate filament; sarcolemma; costamere
Molecular function (GO): structural constituent of muscle; vinculin binding; intermediate filament binding
Source: RefSeq, a predicted model, not a curated record
UCCUCCUCGCCCCUGCUGCACUUGUCAAAGGGCACUGAUCGCAAAUUGCAUCACAGUCGUCCCCACAUACGCACACGCAAAUGACACCGGGACAACCUGUCUGCUAGAGUAUUAGGCUUUUUUUAAACUCUCUUUUUCUAAUUAGAUGCCACAAUGUUGCCUUUCAAAAGAACUUUUGAGAGCGACAAACAGCAGCUGCAGGUGCUCAACAGCAGACUCGUCCAGUAUCUUUCCAGAACGAAGCAGCUGGAGCAGGAAAAUGCACAUCUUAUUACUGAAAUAAAUAAACUUAGACAGGGGAAGACGGCGGAAUGGGAGCCGAAGUACAAAGGCGAGAUGCGGGAGCUGAGGAGAAUGGUGGGUCUGCUGUCGUUUGAGAAGUCCCAGGCCGAGAUGGAGAGGGAGAAGCUAUGGCGGGAGUUGCAGAUGGUCCAGUCUCUGUGCAGCGAGCAGACCGGGGUGUGCAGGGACAUCAGUGGCGAGCUGAAAGGCUACGAGAAGGAGCUUCAGCACGCUCACAAGGCCAACGGUGAACUCCAGCAGCGUUUAUUUCAACUGGAGAACGAGUAUAAAAGCAUGGAGGAUGUGCACAGACAAGACAAGGAUCGUCUGCGGCGUCAGGUGGAGUCCCGGGUGGUACCCAUCAUUACGCAAACUUAUCGCGGGCCUCCGGUGGCCUCCAUGGAGGAGGUGCAGGAGUAUGCCCGCGGUCUGUCCGAUGGGUGGAUUGAGACCUAUGAAAUGUACCAGCUGAAGGUGGAAGAUAUGGAGCAGUCGAUUAAAAGCGACCAGGCGAGGCUGAGUGAUCUGCAGAGGGAGAAGACGCUGUCUGCCUCGGAGUUGGGCAAAUUACGCACAGAGGCGGAAAAACAAGGUCAGAUUCAAUCCCGUCUUGAAGAACAACUGAUGCACAUGCAGGAGAAAUUCCGGGUGGACUUCAGUGAAUAUCAGAUGAUUAUCGAGCAGCUGGAGCACGAGAGGAAUAUGAUGGCUGACGCUAUUGCAGAAAAGAUGCGAGAACAUCAGCACCUUCUCCAGGUGAAGAUGGAUCUGGGCAUGGAGGUGGCUUCCUACAGGGCUCUCCUGGAAGGUGAGAGAGUGGAUCUGCAAGAUGCUCAUAGGAGGGUGACCCAACAUCAAAGAGAAGGAAUAAUAGAUAUAAGGAUGCCUGCCAAGCCCUACACUCCAAGAGCUUCCACCUUAACCACCAGACAACAUAUGGAUAUCAGGUACACGCCGCCGGCUUCACACCUGAGAAGAUCCCCUGUGCCUCCCUCUGGGUCCAUAAGUCCCUCUAGGAUCAUUCCUAUUUCAGUCGCAGCCAGAGAUCGGCAUCAGAGUCCUGCAUCCAGAAGGGACAUGAUCUCAUUCACCAAAGCUCGGGCUGCCACCUCUGACCCUGCUGCCACCACUGCCAAAGAUAAACAAACAGGCCAGAGUGAAUACCAAACCAGACAACAUGUUCAGAAAACAGCAGCAGAGGAGAAAACUGUGAAAAUCAAACAGGCCUCUCGGGUAGAGAACCAAGUCAGUCCCAUCAAGUCAUCCGCUACUGAGACCAGAUCAGUGAAAGUGGUGUCACCACCAAUGAUGAGACUGAGCAGGAAAACUGAGACAGAGAGCAAAAGGCAAGUGUCAGAUGAACAAGAGAAAGAUAAUGUUUACGUUGGGGAGUUCAAAGAUGAACGAAAAACAGAGCCUACGAUGGGCACAAGUGAGAAAAAGAUAUUCGAUUCUGUGUCUCUAGAGGAGAUCUUCCAGAAAGCGAUGAGACCAGCAGGUUCGGAAGCUAUGGUUUGCUCCUCGGGGGAUUCAAAGGUAAGGUAUCAUGUGGAGAAAACUGAGGAAGAGGAUGGAACGACUAAGACGCAGAUCGUGUUGGAGUCCAAAAUGGAGGAAGAGCUGGAUUUUGAGGACCCUGCACUGGAAGAACUACUGAGCCAUGGGGUUAAGAAGAUGUCACUGGAAGACAUCAAGUACACAGCAACAGGAAGCAUGAUCAAGAACCUGCUAAGUGACCUCCAGGUAAGCGAGAACCUGGAAAAUAAGUCUGUCAAUGUGGAAAUCAUCGAGGAACCGAUGGAGUCUUACAUUGAUGAAGAGUUUGAGCUUGAGCGGAAAUCCAGAUCUGUUUUUUACGAGCCGUCCUCAACACAUUACCAAAUCGAGGAGCUAGAAAAUAUCCCUCAUGGUGCUCAAGUUCAGAGGAGUGAUGGUGAUGCCAUGAAAACCUCCAUGACAGAUACAGACCAUCGCAAGGGUGGAUCUGUACAAGUCCAAGAGGUUUCUAGAGAGAGUGAAUCUUCAUAUGUCUCCCAUGACCAAGGGCCUGACGAGUAUUUCGUCUCCACACCAGAUGAUCAUCUUUCUGAAACCGAGGAGGGUGGUGGCAUCACCUCAUAUGGCCAUUAUGGUAUCGUCGAUGACCUGUCAGAUGAGCGGUAUUAUCAAGAUGAAGGUCUUCUCUCGAAAGGGGUGAUUGUAGAGGAAAGUGAAGAGUACAAGUCAGGUGAUCACUCGUUCGUCAAGGAGAGUUUCCCAGAGUGCAUCAUUGAAGAGGAGGUUUGCGUCUCCCCUGUAGUGCAGGAGUCGAUGCUCGAGUUCCUGAGAGAGGACUCUUUGGAGCCCAAAGAGCAACUGAAGGGAGCUUUAGAGAAGCUACAAGGCUCAGUGUCGGGUCCACUGAGGGAGGAGUUGGCCUUCCUCACAAAAGUGAAUAGUGAUGGUUCACAGGCUUUCAAUGUCACAAAAGUGCAGCAGUCGAGUGACAGCGGCACCAUGACUAUAGUUGCAGAGCUGAACACGUCUCAAAGUCUGGAAGACUCAGGGCUGCUGGAGGCAGGAGAUGAUCUAUCUGAAGAGCAGAUCAUGGCAGCGCUCAGAUCCUCUGAGAAAGCCUUCCAGGGCGGGGCAGGAGGAGGAUACAGCUUCAGAGUCUCCAAAGAAGAGGAUGUUGUGCAAGGUGAAGAGUUUGAAGGCUUCACCAAAGAAGAAGGGUCUGCAUCUGAAAUCACUGAGAGGCAGAUACAACUGGGGCCAUCAGAGAAGUGCUUCACCUUUCAGAUGGACGUACAUGGCAGCCAUGCUGAGCCCCCACAGCUAGAGCUGCAGCCUCACACCUUGGAAACCCCAGUUAAGAUUUCUCAAGAGAAAAGAAUUGCAACGGUUUACCUUGACAGUCCAACAGCUGAUUAAAAAAUAAUUCGGUCCGAAAUAUUUUCACGGCCAAGUGCUUGCCAAGGUUACUUGUUAAAGUUUCACAUUACAGAAGUUGUUCUGACGCAGCAGUCCACACACACACACACACACACACACGGUUUUCAGACACUACUAAUGCUGUCAGCAGUAAAACAUUGUAUAUCUAAUUGAUUUUGGUGCACUCUUUUGCUGAACCUACUUAAAGUGUGUCACCUAAAACUUGGCGUACCUAACAUGAGGCAAGCUAAAUUGAGUUAUUCAGUUAAAAUAACCAGAUUAACACUUUGUUGUGGUAUUAAUUGUGGCAGGACUGCUAUUAGAACAGAGUGCAAACUAAAAAUGGGAUAUUUUAUGUUAGGAUUGCGCUGGAAUGUGUGUAACCUUUUUACAGCUUGCAGUUUAUCUUAAAAGAGGUUUGUUUAUUCUCUCUAGAUUUCUCUAUUUUUAAUCAUCACAUCACGUGUUACAAGCCAACAUAUGACAGUUGGAGUCAUGAUGUGCUGUGCACCGUUCAAGAUCGGGGCUUUCAUUUUUCUUUUGACUUGGGCACUGCUGCCAAAUAUACAUAGCUUUAGCAUUUACUGUGUCCUGUAGCAGCAGCAGAAUAUAGUGAAGCUUGUAGCUGAGGACAGUAUAGUCAGGAUGGGGAAAAAAAGAUGGUAAUUUGUCUUAAGAAAGUUUUAAAUACUGAAAUCAAAGUGUAGUGCAGUAAAUGUGGCACUUAAAGUGGUUUUUAAAUAACCGGGUUAUCAAUGUAAUCGAUGUGAAACGUGUUUGUAAAAUAUGUAUCUGUAAAUGGUAUGUGUCAAUACCACACAUUUCUAAUUUCUUCCGACGAGUAAAAUUUCGAUUUUGAACAUAAUUGAAAAUGGUGAAUUAUACCAUUUAGAACAUCAAACAAGGCUUUUCAAUUACAAAACCAAUAGUGAGAUGAAAGAGUGAACAGCAGUAGUGGAAUCUUAAGGAACUGAAAGGAUUCAGUGAAAUAUAAGUCACACCUGGUUUUGAUGUACAGUAUGUCUUGUCUAGAUGCCCUGUUGCUGUUAUCACAUUGUUGGCUGGAAGCAUUCACCUUUACUGGAACAUGGUGUCCAUGACCGUGACUAUUUUUGGAUCAUCAGCUUAGUGGCGUUGACUGUCCAUUAGGGUUUGUUGUGUUGUGCACUAGUUGCAGAGGCAGAAAUGGUCCACUAUGCUUACAGGGUGGUUACAUGUCUUGCACAUUUAGUCUAAGUGGUUGCAACAUGUACAAUGUGUAACCAUCGAGUAAUGUAUUUACUUGGCACUUUCACGUUAAAGAAAUGUAAUGUUGAACAUUCAUGUCAUGCUUUUAUAAAUGUGUUAACUGUUAGAAAUCUACUAAGUUAAACCUAAAAUAAAGUGCCCAGAUACAGCAUAUUUCCAUACGUUCUCAUCUGCAAACUGCAGUAAUUUAAACAAAAACCCUAUUACAUCAAUGCACUUCAAUUGUGGCUUAAUAACAAAUCUUACUUUACUGGAUAUGUAUGUACAGAGUGUAAUCUAGAUAAUGUGCAACAUCCAGAAAGUAUAAAGAUUUUGUAAUGAGUCAAAGGUUCAAUAAAUAUUGGUCACCAUGGAUAGGCCAACAUCAUUGCUUUUAUUAACAUGUUUUUUGUUGAACACAUGGUAUGAUGCUUUUGUGAAAAACAAAUCCAGCCCUUCUUUGGAAAUUGAUUAAUAUCUUAAAAUGACAAUUAAAACACAUUGUUGGUAAGUUUUCUGAGUACGAGUAUUUCUUUAAAGCUGACUUAUGUUACUUGAUGUACAAAAUGACACAAGAUCAUGUACAAAUGCCAGUGGACAUAAUUAGUGCAAAUGAAGAUGAUUUUCAGCAGUGCAUCAUCUAACAGACUGUUGCUGGCAUUCAAAAAUGAAUGCCAGCAAUUAUUGGUCAAAACUUGCAAGAUUAUUGUACUGGCAAAAUAAAAAAAAGAACAUUUCAAGAGUCCGACAUUGAGUUUCCAUCAUUGCCACUGCAGGGUUCAGCUGAAAGUGUGUGACGUUUUGUUUUCCUUCUCCCUUGCCUGUGUUGUCUCUCAGCCACCUCUGGUGCCCUACAAAACAUACAUUACAUGGUCGCAUUACUGAAACAUGUACUCGUUUGUUAUUUUUCAAAUCAUUCUAUUACUGUGAAAUACAACUAGUUGAUUGAGAAUUCAUCACCAGGAGAAUAAAAUGUCUUAAUAUAAUAUAAAGUACAGUUUCAUUAUAGUUCAGCAGAAUUACCGCGCCAGCAUGUCCACCGCUUUCUGUGUA